This is a messenger RNA of Anopheles merus, 1315 nucleotides long. It is a transcript of the gene Cks30A, whose product is annotated as cyclin-dependent kinases regulatory subunit. Gene Ontology annotation, molecular function: histone binding; protein kinase binding; cyclin-dependent protein serine/threonine kinase activator activity. The coding region runs from base 260 to 490 and encodes 76 amino acids. Lineage: Eukaryota; Metazoa; Arthropoda; Insecta; Diptera; Culicidae. Gene Ontology annotation, cellular component: SCF ubiquitin ligase complex; cyclin-dependent protein kinase holoenzyme complex. The record is from RefSeq and is a predicted model, not a curated record. Gene Ontology annotation, biological process: regulation of mitotic cell cycle. The transcript is spliced from 2 exons.
CCGGGCACGCAGGACGGUUGACGGAUCUCGUUCAAAUAACGCGCAUUCAACCGCCAAAUAACGCUACAGGAUAUUUGCUCCUGCAACAUACCAUCAAAGAGUCCUCGAACCAAACAAAGAAGCCCAAGAGGGAGAGAAAGCAGCGAGUGCGAUUUGUGCCUAAACCAAUUUGUUACGGAAAAGAAACCGCUAACCGAGCUCGAUAGACAGUGUGCCCGUGUACGUUGAUUGUUAUUUACCAAAUAGAAGAAGCCAAAAAAUGAGCGUGAAAGAUAUUUACUAUUCGGAUAAAUAUUACGACGACGAGUACGAGUACAGACACGUCGUGCUACCGAAGGAUAUAGCGAAGCUGGUGCCCAAAACACACCUCAUGACCGAGAACGAAUGGCGAGCGAUCGGUGUACAGCAGUCCCGUGGCUGGGUCCACUACAUGGUGCACCAGCCCGAGCCCCACAUUUUGCUGUUUCGAAGGCCCAUCACCAAGACAUAAGAAAGAAGAACCUUCCCACCCUGGAGCAAAAACCACCCCGAGAUCGAUCGAGCUCUUCAGGACGAUAUGUGUGCAUGUGUGUGUGUGUGUCGCGGCGUGUCCCUGCCGGAUGCGAAUGUGUGUGUGUGCGUGCGUGCGUGUGUAUGAAUGUAUCAGUAUGUACCCUUUGCAAAUAGACACCCGGGGAGGCGUGCAACAACAUCGCCCCUUGUACGCGUCAUGAAGAUUCUGGAAAUGUUCAACGCGCCGCGAGCGUCAGUUCUCGCCGUCAUCGUGGUGUCGCCUCCCGGAUGUGGAAAUCAGUUCGUCGCGUAUGUACCCACUACACCUCCCAAUCUAGCACGUCGCUUUAUGUUUAUGCUGCGUGCGGUUCUGCGGUUCGCCGAUUGUCACGAAGAUCAUCGCGUCCGUUUCGCUGCCCAUGUUCCCAUCAACAUCAACCUUCUGCUGAGUUGUUGUUUUUUUUUUUAAUGCUCCCCGCCCGUAUCUUGUGCCUCUCUCCGUUCGUUACUCACUGCUCAAGAAGCUGGCAAACCGGCCGGUAACCUCAACUUCCCUUUCUUACCCCCGCUAUGUUUACUUUUGCUGUAGCGUACUCUGGGUGUUAGUUUGUGUAUAAUAUAGCUACGGGUGUAAUGAGAUCGCCAUAUCUUACUAAUUCGUCUCAGUUUGAUUGAAAAAAGAGGUAUGCAAAAUCGCGUCAAUCGAAGAAGAAAAAAAAGGCAUCGGGGGCAGUAGAAGUAGCACCCAAACGCUCUCGUGGUAGUGAAGGACAGGACAGGGACCCACGAUCGAGAGAGGAAAAAGGCUUACAAAUUGUCGCAA